AUGGACACUUCCUGGAUAUCGAGCGCUACAAGCGGCAUGUUAAACUACGUUUACAACUCAAUUACAGGAGACGAUGAGAGUGCGGCGACGCAUCGUACCCGGAAUGCGACAAUUUGUAAAGGAAUGGUGGUCACUGAUCUUCCAACAAACAACUACGAGCCACUUGAGGUAUCCCAUGCCCGAGCCAUGGCUAAAAAGGUGCGUGUUGCCCCCCCUCCCUCCUCUAGUUUUUGUUUCUUCCUUUCUUUCUUAUUAAAUUUUAGUAAUCAGUGAUCAGUGUUAACGCUAAUCUAGCGGUAGUAAUUAUUUGACACUGAAGAUGGAACUACUGCUUGCAAGAAAAAGGAACUCCCGCGAAAAUGCGCGCAACCUACAUAAAAAAAAAGAAAUUACUUUUUUCUGUUUAUCAACAAAUUAUACCAUGGUUACACUUAGGUGACAAAAAUUUUGUUCUUUCAGUCUUAACUUAACAGCAACGCAGGACUUUCUUUUCAUGGUCAUAAGAACUAUUUUAAUCUUACUGGAAGUGAAUUUAUGUUGUUUAACUAUAAAAAAAAAAAGAAGCGCGUGCGAACAAUUUUUUUAAUUAUGACGCAAAUGACAUGGAAUCAGUUCUAAAUCUUGCGUCAUAAAAGAAGGCGCGUGACCGGCGCGAGCAGUAUUAGACCAUGCAAAGAAAAAUAAUCGUUUGUAAAGGAAUUUAAACUCUACUACAUUAGAAAAUUUAGUCUUUCCUCUAGGCGAGCCAAAUCACGUUGAACAAAGUAUUGCUAUGCUUCCCAGUCUUUCUCCUCACUUUGUUUCUUUAAUUUAUACAUGUCUCUUCCUUUGUCUCAUUAAACAAUUCCUUUUUCUUUUUUUUUUCAGUAUAACCGAGAAAAAGAACUAGAAGAAAAAAUCGCAGUUCUUAAGGCACAGUGCAACGGUGAGUUCUGAAAAGAUUUCCUAUCACAUUGAGUUGUUGUGGGAAUAAAACACUGCACUGCCAAUUUUACUGUUUUGUGGCGAAAGUAAAAGAUUCUUCAAUGUUAACUGCCUCGUAGGUAAAACCAAAUGUUUAAAUAUAUUUAUGGAGCAGAGACUGUGGCUGACGGAAAAUUUCGUUAAGCUAAAACUGAAAAUCUUUUUUUCCUAGUUUUACUCCAGUUGAAAAAAGUAAACAUAAUUCAUAUUUCAAAUGAACGUUAGUUUAGUUCAGUUUUCGAAUAAUUUUUUGAUUUACUUGUUCAGCACUGAAAAAGAAAUUGAUGGAGGCGUUUAGUUCAGUAAAGAAGAGAUAUAAUAUUGAUUGACCCUUUUUGGUCACUACAGAAAUUUAAGCCAAAUGUGGAGUUAUAAGCACUUCAUAAAUAUCAAGCAACAAAAUUCACUUUUUACAAAGUAAGUUUAGUGGCCAAACCUGUAUAGUAGAUAUGCCGUUUGUCCUAUGCAAGGGAAUCCAAGAGCGGCCUGGAUUCUGGAUUCCACGCCGUGGAUUCCAGGUACUGGAUUCCAGUCUUUGUCAAUAGAAUUUGAAUUCUGGAUUUCCCAAUCGUUAGUGGGAUUCCGAACUCCUUGAGUUGUAUUCCGGAUUCGACAAUUUUUUGUCCCGGAUUCGGGACUGUAGUUCCAGAAGCAAAAAUUUCCUGAAUCCGGAUUCUCUAACAUGGGACGAGGAAAAGAUAAAGAUACACUUUUAAAUGUUUCUUCUUGAGAACGACAAUAAAUUAACUUUCUACUGCACCGGCGAAUACUGCACAUGUUUUAUUAAAUAAUUAUUCCUUUCCAUAAAGCACUAUCAGAGACCAAACACACACACAAAAUAUUUAUCUUUUCUAUCGAAUCGUGCUUUCAAGUAUUGAAUACUCCAAUAAAGACCAUUUAGAUUAUUGACUCCAGCUGAUGAACUGUGUUAACUUUCAGUUACAUAUCGUAUCACUAGUACUUGAAUUGGAAAAUACUAUGUUCUUGUUUUGUUUUUCGAACUCAGCCAAGAGCAAUGAAAACGCCCGUCUUCAAGACAAGGUAGCUGAGGGCAUGAAAAAGGAAGAUGAUUUAACGAGGAAACUUGAAGAGAAGGAGAAACUCAUUAAGAGGGCAAAGAAGUGUAUUUUUGUGACCAAAGAAAAAUUGAACAAAAAAGAAGAAGAACUGCAAGAACUCAACAAGGAGCUGUUAUCAGUUAAAGGUAAUGAUGAGGAAGUCUUCUCUGUUAGGUAUUGAUUUCAAUAUGUAAUACGGACAAGACUCUCCUUCGAUGAAAAAAUAAAGUCAUUAAACAAAAUGACUAAAGUGGUCUUAAUUCUCAAACUUGUUCGACUGAUACGAAUUUCUGUUUGUAGACUCCCUUACAAACCAAAGCAAAGCAAACGAAUCACUCGCCAGCCAAAUAAAAGACCUGAAAUCGGUGUUGGUUAGAAGAGAGGAAAACCAUAAAAAGCAACAGCUGUUAAUCAGAUCGUUAGCUGAGGAUGCUAAAAGCAAGUUGGAAACCGCAAACUUCUACAGAUCAACGAUGAACAAUGAGCUUAACCUAAGCAAAGGUGAUAUGUAGUGUCAGGUUAUAGUUCAUUUGAAAUGAGUGAAGGCAUUGCGCCCUAUAAUUACCGUUAGUGUCAGUUUAUGCACCGUAAUUUUUAGGGAGUUAUUAUAACCCCAAACAGAGAGUAAAAAUUUUAGGUACAGGAUAACCCCUUUUUGGGGGUUAUUUUAACUCCUAAUUUAACUCCGAAUUUGGGGUCAUUUUUAUCCUGAAAAAGAGUUCUUUUUACUCUUAGUCUGGAGUUAAAAUGACUCCGAAAUGGGGUUACUUUCACUCCUUACAUGGGUUGUUUUUACUCUUUUUGGAGUUAAUUUAACUCUGAAAGUGGACUAAAAAUUUUAGGUACAGGAUAACUCCUUUUUGGGGGUUAUUUUAACUCCUCAAUAUCUGGGGUCACUUUUACUCCUGAAAAAGAGUUCUUUAAACUCCUUCUUGGAGCUAAAACAUAACUCCCCAAAACAUAACUCCACCGUAAGGAGUUAAAUUAGCCCCACUAGAGGAGUUAUCAUAACCCCUUGAAAAUUACUGUGUGGUUCAUUUGAAAUGAGUGAAGGCAUUGCGCGUUCUAUAAUUUCCUGUAGUGUCAGUUUAUAGUUUAUUUGAAAUGAGUGAAGGCGUUGCGCGCUCAUUAUACCUUUAGUGUUAGUUUAUGGUUCAUUUGAAAUGAAUAAAGGCGUUGCGCGCUCUAUAAUUACCUUUAGUGUCAGCUUAUAGUUCAUUUCAAAUAAGUGAAGGCAUUUUGCGCUCUUUUUCUUUUGAAAAAGCAAACACAUUUAAUGCUUAAAUCAGAAAAUGGUGACUAUUUUAAACUCAUCUUUAGUUCAACUCAGAUAAUUUGAUCCUUUGAUUUUUUUGAUCUUGUGAGCAGCUUAAUGUAUUUUUUUAAAUACGUUUCUGAAGAGGAUAUUAAAAGUACUAGCCAUUUUUGGAGGUCAAUUGAAACGGUGUUUUACGUAUUUUAGGCUGGAAAACAUGAAUGGAUCAAUAAAAGGGUUGCAAGUUGAUUUUUUUUUCAAGUUGUUGUUUAUUACUGUCCGAAAAGAAAGCAUCUCUUAGAUAGAAAACGAAAGAGAAGUGAAAGAUGUUUUUGUUAUUGCUGGACAUGUGACACAAAACUCGUCGUGAAAACGUUUUUAUAAAGUAAAUAAAAACAAGAAAACGCUGUGGUUAUUUUCCGGCAUUAAUAGCUAAGUUCGUGUUUAAUUCUACUUUAGGUCGUGAACGAGAUCUUAAAGAAGAGAAAGCAUCAUUAAAGAAGCAUGUCGAAGUCCUAGAAAGGGCGCUUGAGGAGAAAACAAAACAAGGUAUUUAGCUAAACAUCAGAUUUUGGUUCUCUUGUGUAGCUGACUUUUGAGUCAUAAAAAAAACGAAUUAGAGUCUGUUAGAGUCGUAGAUCCUCAAGUACAGGUUACCUUUAUAAAGGUGAUUUUUAUCGACGUAUACGUUCAAAAAAGAAACUUAAUAACGAUUGCUACGUAGCUAAUCUUGACACACAUCAUAAAAGCCAAAACGCAACCUCAGGCUUUCAAAGGAGGAACUGUUCCUACAAAGAUAUUUCACUGGAUAGAAUAGAGAUAAAAGGAGCCCACUGACGGACAAAGUUCCUCACUCUUAAUUGCCACGUCUUUGUUAAUAGCCGCUCGUUUUUAUCCCAUUUCAGAUAAUGUACGAGAUCUCCAGACAACGCAGCUGCAAACGAUGACAAACCUGUUGAAGAAGGCAGAAAACAUCAUAAAAGAGAUUAAGGAAAAACAUUGUUGUGAGCUGGCUGUAAUUAAAAGGGAAUUGACCAGCUCUAGAGGUAAGCCUUUUUUCUUCAGUACGGUCAAGGUACGACAAAUUUCAGAUGUUUAUAAUUUAUCAGUUCUACUGUUUAUACACAACUGGGUGAACUUGAAUACUUUUAUAGAAACAUGAAAAGGAACAACGCUUUUGUUUUUUCUGUAACGCCUUAUCCCUUGUUUUAAAUUUGCCUGUGUUAGCUCAUGAACAAAAUAUUGAGUCUUUCAAGGAAAGCUUCAAAAGAUAGCUUAACGACAAUUUUCGACUGUUCGGAAACAUUUGAGAUCUAGAAGAAAAAUUUCUCUAUUAGGAAAAUGAAAACUUUUGAACAUCUAAAAAUGGUAAAUUGCAAACGAAAAAAAAGGUCACCAGAAUUUUCGGGAGCCUUUUUUCUGGCUGAAAUUUUGUGUUCAGUUUUGAUCCCUAUAAUUUUCGGAUCACUAGACUUUCCGAAAAAUCCGAACAGAUGAAAAAUUUUACAUAAAAAUUGCCUAUAUCUACCGUUUAAAUACGAAAAUACGUUUAACAAUUCUAUGUUUAAGUGGUUUUGAACUAUAUUCUCGUUGGGUGCCCCUGUUCAAAAGAUAGCUUAGACGAACGACAAAAAGCAUCUAUUAGGGAAGAUAAAACGUAAAAGGAGCAAUGGUACAUUGUGUUCAACUUUGCGAAAAGAUCGAAAUUAUACAUAAUUUGCGUCCUUUCGUAGAUGAUCUAUACACGUUAUAGACGAACGACAAAAACGGAUAAAACGUGAUGGUUUCUCCUUAAGUUUUCUAUAGUUAUAGCAAUAUAACAUUUCUCCGCUUUUCACAGUAAGCAGCUGGAAGUGACACCAGGCAAUUCUGGCCGGUUACACGAACUGGACGAAAAAAUGAAUUUGCAUCAAAUUUGCUCAUGUGCAAAAGUGUGCAAACUGCGUGCAAAUUCUAAGGGUAAAAUCUGCGCAAAGGUGGUAAAUGCCGAAUUUGCAUAAAUAUUUUAGAUAACGAAAAAGAUCUAAAGGCGGAGAAUAUUUCUUUGAAGGAAAAAAACGAUGUAGUCCUUUAGAAAAAACUGCUUAACAUUGCCUAAGGGUUGUACCAUCUACAAAGUUACGAAAAACGCUCUCAACUGGAGGAUAAUUAACAGGUACCUUUUGUUCUUAGACCGUAAAAUAGAUCUGCAAACGAUGGAUGUUUUCGUAAAUCAGCAACUUAGAGACCUGAAAGUGGACCUGGAGAGGAUGACAAAAGGAACAAAUGAUGAAUCGCACAGUAUAACCUUCAGAGGUAAGCAUUUGGCUUAAAUGAAACAAAGGGCGCCAGGCGGAAAUGCUGUAGCGCCGUCUCAACGCUUUCCGUCGCUAGAGACAGGGACGUUUUGCAAGUGAGACGUCUUCUUCCUACGGGCUGAGGGCAAUGAAAGGUGGCUGUAGUCGCAGGAUAAACAAGGGGACGGUUUCUUUUUCGCUUUUGCUCCUCUUAAGACUGAGAGGUCUCAUACAGUAUCUAAAAACACCAGCAGUGGGGGUUGGGAUUCCAAGACAUCACAUGGACCAAAACUGAAACAGUUUCGUUGGUGUAAAACAAACCUUAACAUUUGAUUAGUUUAAAUUAAGGGAAGACAUUUUUUCUGAUUAGCACCUUCAUCAGACAAAAGAAUGGAAAAAAAGUAAGUGAACAGCCUUAGUUUCGUUUUUAAGAGCGUUACUACAUUUUCUGAGGGGGUAUGUCCACAUAUCCCCGCAAGCAGUUCGCGACAAGGAGUUUAUCGCCAUGCCGUUUUUUCAUACUAAAAAUGUUGGAGAGUCAGUCCCAGCAAAUUGACUAGGCAGUUGUAGGUGUAUGAUAUUCGGUUUCAAGGCAAUUUCAGGUACUCGGUAUCAAAGAUUUCAUAAUUCUUAGGUAUAUAUUGGAAUCUUAUGAGGAAAAGGUUGGGUUUAUUGUUAUCCAACUACUUCCCUCCCUGGCUGGGCAUUCGAUCAAUAAUGCUUAUCAGAACUACCUACUCCACACUUGAAAUAUUCCUCAUCAGAUAAUCAUUAUAUUGCCCUUAUGAUGGGUAAUAACAACAGUUACAAAAAAAAAAUUCACAUUUUUACCGUUUACAUGCAGCCGAUAUAAAACUGUUAUAUUUGUUUGUUUUUUGUUUGUUUGUUUGUUUGUUGUUGUUGUAUUUUUUGCGUUUUUUCCUUUUUUUUCGUAUCGUCAGAAAAGUUAUUAUUACUAUCAUCAUUAUUAAUAUUAUUAUUUACUUAUUUACCUGUCUAUUUACUCACUUAGUCAGUAAGUUAGUACAAAAUAACAUCCGACGAGCCUCAUGCAAAAUAAAUAAAAUCACGGACGAUACAAUAUAGGUAGACUUGCUAUUUAUAAUAUGUACUAUGUGCCUUGUGCCAUGUACCAUUGGCAUGCAUAGUUGGCAUAAUUCCUGCUACAUUUUUGGUUACAGCUGUUGUAGUGCACUGGCCUCUUAGGGCCUGUUUACAUGGAGGUGGGGGAGCCCAGAUAGGUGAGGUAACAUGCGGCGUGUCACCCCAUCGAUCAUGUAAACGUGAUGAAAUUAAAAUGAGAGAUUAUGUAGACAGGCAGGUUACCCACCAAAGCGGGUACCUCACCUACCUGGGGUCCCCCACCUCCAUGGAAACAGGCCCUUAUAUUGUGCGGCAUGUGUGAAAUUGUCAAAGUUAACAAAAUAAAAUGAAAGGUAAAAGUGAAUGAUUAAAUGAAUUAAAUUGACUUUUCAUAGCGCCUAAGUUGGUCAUUUUAAACACAAAACCCGUAAUUCUUAAACGUCCUGGAAACAUAAUUUGGCUGCUUAGGAUAACCAUCAUAAACAUACGACUGUAUUUUCAAAUUUUCUAAGAUUCCUUUCUGUCAAUUUGUAGCUGACUCUGACAAAAGUCUUCAGCAGCCCGGACCAGCUGUCAUGUCUGCAGCAGAGGAAGCAAAGCCUCUUCCGCGACCAUCCUCUCAUGUAAUUCUUGUUUCAGACCCUCCGGCACCUACAGUGACUCAGACAAACCAGAACCUUAACAACCCACCAAACGUCAUCAUCAAUGUCAAUACCUCUUGCGAAAAUGGUGGGUGAAAAACUGAUUUUCAAAACAACUAAAACUGUAAAAAUCUUUGCUUCAGGCCCUGUUAACUCGUAAUAUUCAUUGCCUCAAAUUAAUCUAACAUUUCCAUUCUCAAAGAAAGGUUUCUUAGCUUAUUUUUUUUCUUAGCAGGCCACACCGACCUCAGUUAGUCGUUGUAAUAGCAACACUCAGCAGGUCCACCCUGUUCCUCUAACCCCAUCUUAGCUUCCUUCUCAUAAUCACAACAUCACCAAUAUACACGUUUCCUUUUUGAUGUUUUUGUUUCUUAUAAUUCUAUACAGAAAGCCAACUUGAAGGUUUCUUCACCAGCACGAUGAGAUGGCUUGGAUUUUAGUAAGUGCUUUUUUCAGAGAAAACUAGCUUUUAUUUAAGCUGAUACGUUAGUUCCUAACUAUGAUCACAACACAAUUCUAGCAACUGUCUUCCAUAUGAUCGCUACUGUAGCAUGGAUCGUCAUGACAAAAGUUCAGCCAUCUGAACGAUUUAUAGGAGCGGAAAUGAUUAUGGAAAACCGGCUCUGGAGUAGAACUUAA
Messenger RNA from Porites lobata, 7915 nucleotides. NCBI's taxonomy places the organism in Eukaryota, Metazoa, Cnidaria, Anthozoa, Scleractinia, Poritidae. The record is from the annotation of a GenBank genome assembly.